Ochlerotatus camptorhynchus is the source of this 1163-nucleotide messenger RNA. RefSeq names its product RNA-binding protein 42. The record is from RefSeq and is a predicted model, not a curated record. The coding region runs from base 68 to 1027 and encodes 319 amino acids. Lineage: Eukaryota; Metazoa; Arthropoda; Insecta; Diptera; Culicidae. The transcript is spliced from 5 exons. Gene Ontology annotation, molecular function: mRNA binding.
CUCGCAUUAACUUCUUGUGAAAACGUUUUACUGAUAUUUGAAUAGGAGCCACUUGCUUGGGUAUAUAAUGGGCACAAAACGCAAAAAUAUGGAAGACGAAAUGUCCAGAUUCGAGGCGGAAAUCUCAAAAGCAACUGGUCCCUCCAGCAGCGCGUCCUCAAAUCCAUUUAUCCCUUCGCAAGUACGCACCGUUAUUGGCUCACAAACCUACAAUCAGGUGCAGCAAAAGCUGGCCACCGUUCCGAACCGUAUACCGCCUCCUCCGGUACCGCCGUUCCUACCAACAUACUCGACACCCAUGCCCCAGCAGCAUGCCGCCCCGGAGAAGUCCUACUCCACUGAGCCUACGCCGGCGGUCGUGAGCAGCGCCCCAAAGUUAUACAAUGCACGACCAACGGUUGGCACGUUGCCAAAGGUGGAUACUCCGGCAGCCAGUAGUUCCAUAGGUCCCACCAUUUCCUCCACUCCGGUACAAUCGUAUGACAUUGCAAACAUACAGUUUGAAGUGACCACUAAAAUUAAGAAACAGAAAACGGAAAAGUCGGGCCCGAAUCCGAUUGCUGAAGAAGCUAUCAAGGCGGCCCGAGCAUCAUCGGCUUUGCAGUCGUUUGGAAAUUCUGAUCGCAGGGGAAAGAAGGACCGCAAGACGGUGCGCGUGGCUGGCGGUCAGACGUGGGAGGAUCAAUCUCUUGGGGACUGGCCGGAUGACGAUUUCCGGAUCUUCUGCGGUGAUUUGGGCAACGAUGUGAAUGAUGAACUGUUGACACGUACCUUCAACAAGUUUCCCUCGUUCCAGCGGGCCAAAGUGAUUCGCGACAAGCGUACGAGCAAAAGCAAAGGCUAUGGAUUUGUUAGCUUUAAAGAUCCCCAGGAUUUCAUUCGGGCAAUGAAGGAGAUGGAUGGUCGUUACGUCGGAAGCCGUCCCAUCAAGCUACGUAAAAGCACUUGGAAAAAUCGGAGCAUCGAAGCGGUUCGGAAGAAGGACAAAGAGAAACAAGCCAUGCUUAGUCUAUUCACUCAAAACUAGUUCUUCUUAAGGUAAUUCAAUGUGGUUUGGAGGUGUGUCUUUUCCUAUGAAUCAGUAGUAGGUAAGUAUCAACCAAUGGUUAACAAUUUAGCAUUUCAUUUUCUCACUACUUGUAUUCAUUUUUUCAAUAUAACAA